This is a messenger RNA of Eutrema salsugineum, 2609 nucleotides long. RefSeq lists its product as uncharacterized. The transcript is spliced from 7 exons. The record is from RefSeq and is a predicted model, not a curated record. Lineage: Eukaryota; Viridiplantae; Streptophyta; Magnoliopsida; Brassicales; Brassicaceae. Gene Ontology annotation, molecular function: protein binding. Bases 18 to 2462 code for a protein of 814 amino acids.
GGUUUGAAUUGCUGGUGAUGGAGCCACCGGAGUGUCCGGUGUGUCUACAGUCUUACGACGGCGAGUGCACAGUUCCUCGCGUGCUUUCCUGCGGACACACGGCGUGUGAGGAGUGCCUGAAGAACCUUCCCAAGAAGUUUCCGAACACAAUCCGAUGUCCGGCGUGCACCGUUCUCGUCAAGUUUCCACCUCAAGGACCAUCAGCUCUACCCAAAAACAUCGAUCUUCUCAGAUUAUUCCCUUCGGUUUCGCGGAUUACGCUGGAACCUGGCAAGAAUUUGAAAAAGCCCAUUGAAUUCGUCACUCGAUCAUGGUCUGACGACUUCUACACCACUUGGAAGGAUCGGAUCCUACUCCACGACGCCGUUUCCGUGGAGAACGUGGAGAGUGAAGGUAGUGAUUUUGGUUCAUCUCGUCGUUUAUGUGGAUGGUUGAAAGAUGAUUCGAGGGUGAGUCUUUUACGGGUUGCUUCGUUCCUGAAUGAUGAUUGUGAUUCUCUUCUCAAGUAUAGUUAUGUUCAGAGGAUGAUGAGUUGUCUAUGGGAGAUGAGAGAGGAGGAGAGAGAUGAGCUUGAUACGAUCAUCUCUGUUAAACAAAGAGGUAUCUCUAAAGUUUUUGGCUUGUGGGGUGAUUUGAAGAAUGGGGUUCUGUAUUUAGUUGGUGAGAAGCUUACUGGAUAUUCGUGUGAGGAAUUCGAUUAUCUAGAUGAAGAUGAGACGUCAUGUUUCGCAGUAAUCGGUAUGCAAAUAUGUGAGGCGCUUCUCAAUUUGCAUAAGGAAGGGGUAAUCACAGGCUGUUUGAGUGUUUCUUGUGUGAAGUUUGACGAGUUUGGGAAUGCUUAUGUUGAUUUGAUUGAAUUGCUGGAAAUUGGAAGGAUCGUGUAUGGAAUCAUCUCUGACGAAAGCAGUUCUUGCAGCAAACCAGUUGGUGCUUUGGAAAUGGGAAUGAUUUUGAAUAGAUUAGUAAAAGAGGGUAUUUUUAUGAGCUCCGAGGUGUUGUUUGAAUUGUUGAAGGAACAAAACAUGUUGAAAUUAAAUGCCAGCUCAAAGUAUUUGGUUUCAUAUAGCUCUGACGUCUGGCCAGUUUGUUUUCUUCUCCUCAAGCUUCUUCUUGGGAAACGGUUUUCUGAGGAGCUGAUUGAAAAUGUAAAUGGUGUGGAUGCAAAAGAAUGUGAAGAGCAAAUUGAGGAUCUCUUGGUGUUGUACACAGGUUUUACGGAGAAACUAAGUUCUAUUCUGGAAUCUAAACUUGGUGGGAAGUUUAAAUCGAUAAUUGAAAUUAUCCGCCAAAGUUGCUGUCUUGAUUCUCAGGCACGUCCAGUUUUAACUGAUCUGUGGAAAUGCUACAGGGAGCUGGUCAUGAAUCGUAGGUUAAUUUAUAUGAUUGGAUUGCAUAAGACGAAAUCUCAGAAAAGGAAAGAGUUUUGUGUGGUUCUAGGUGAAUUAUGCCACCUUGUAGUAGUGGGAUCCAGAGAACUAGAAGAAGAAGUGCCUGGAAUGGAAAAUAGCGGUGGAGCAGAGGAGGGCAAGUUUGACAUAGAUUUUGUUGAAAGACUCUCAGAAGGUAAAAUAAAAUCUAAAGACCUGCGGGGACACCAAGACAGUGUCACAAGUUUAGCGGUUGGAGGUGGGUUUCUGUUUAGCUCCUCGAUUGAUAAAAAUAUCCAUAUAUGGUCUCUGAAGGAGUUCUCCCAUGUGCAUACAUUUAAAGGUCAUCAGGAGAGAGUAAUGGCUUUGAUAUACAUCGAGGGAGCAGAAUCAGUAUGUGUCAGUGGCGACAGUGGAGGAGGUAUAUUUGUAUGGAGCACUAGCUUCCCUCUGGAAGAACAGCCACUAAGAAAGUGGUACGAGCCAAAAGACUGGCGAUAUACUGGCAUUCAUGCGUUGGCAUAUUCAGAAGAUGGAUAUGUGUAUAGUGGCAGUGGAGAUAACACCAUCAAAGCUUGGUCAUUACAAGAUGGAAGCCUGGUUUGCACUAUGACUGGUCAUAAAUCUGUAGUCUCAACGCUUGUUGUGCUGAAUGGAGUACUAUACAGCGGAAGUUGGGAUGGAACCGUACGAUUGUGGAGUCUAAGCGACCACAGUUUUUUGACGGUGUUGGGAGAAGAGACUCAAGGUAUUGUAAGAUCUAUUCUGUCUCUAGCUGUAGACGGCCAAACCUUGGUGGCAGCUUAUCAAAACGGAGAUAUACAGAUAUGGAGGGAUGAUACAUUGAUGAAGUCAAUGAAAAUACAGAGUGGUGCGAUUCUCAGCAUUGCCGUGAACGGUAAAUGGCUAUUUACUGGAGGUUGGGACAAAACUGUCAGUGUAGAGGAAUUUUCAGGAGAUGAGAUAUCUCUAGACUGUACUCACGUUGGAUCGAUCCCGGGUUCUUCGGUUAUCACAUCUUUGUUAUACUGGGAAGGCAAGCUCUUUGCAGGGUUUGCGGAUAAAACCAUCAAGGUAUACUACAGUGGAUGCUAACAAAAACUACAGUUUCUCAUCUUGUUCCUGAAGAUUUUCUACUCUCGUCAAAGGAAGAAGUGUAUAUCUAGAAACAAAUCACGUGUAUAUAUGAAAUGCUUUUGUUGAUACAGUAUACAAAAAUAUAUGUGAUUCGCAGUUUUCUUA